CCGACGCUGGCUCUGCCCAUGCAAGGCUCUCAACCCUUCAGUCUUGCCUACAAUCCUUGCAUGCAAUCCUCAGGCGCUGGCAAAAACCUAGAGCCACACCCUGAGGCCGGGCUGUUGGUUCUGUAGGAGGGACACGAGAAGCCGAGUUUUGGAAAAUGUCAAAGAGUCAGCCAGAAGAACAACCGGGAAGGGUUUUCGUGGGGGAAGGAAUCGGAGGCUCAGAAAGCACAGCGACAGAGCCCCGGUGUGGUGGCUCACGCCUAAAAUCCCAGCCCUCGGGAGGAUGAGGCAGGCCUGGAUCAUCGUGAGUUCAACGCCAGCCUGGUCUACAUAGUUCAGGACAACCUGGGCUACAGAGUGAGACUACCUCCAAACAAACAAACAAGCCCAAAGGAAAAUUCAGACUCGCAGAGAUGGUGCGAGGACUCAACCUAAUAUGCAGGAUUUUUGGAAUGUGAAUAUCUUUUGUUUGUUUGUUUUCGGUGCUGGGAAUCGGAUCCAGGGACUUGCUAAGCAAGCUAACUUCCCAACCCCUAAGACGUGGACAUCUGAGAAUAGGGUCCAGCGGGACAAGUAGGUGGCCAUUCCAGGUCCCUUUGAGGAACGUGGCCUUUCUGUGUGUGUGUGUCGGGGCGGGGGGGGGGGUCUCCGCCCAGGAGCUGCUUGCAACCGGGUCUCUGGCCCCUACCUAAGUCACCUGCUGCUGCUGCUGCUGCGAGCCAGCACCGGGACGUCCCAAACCUCCGCAUUCACUAGUCAGCUCUCGUUCGACCGCCAGAACCCGCGCGCAGACGCUGGACGCUGGUCCCAAGUCACCCACACCUUCACAGAGUGUGGCGGCGACCCCAGGACUGGGGGGGGGGGCGGUGUGAUUCGAACCCCGGAACCAGCUUCCAGGACUCCAAAUUUAGUGCCACCUCACUGUCCAGACCAGACAGCUUUCCGACGUCAUCCACCACUGAAAGGGUGGCGUCUGGCCGGGAGCCGGGAGGUUAAUCCAUGACGUCGCUGUCAGGGCCUCCCACCACCCCCGUGCUCGGCUCUGCUCCCGGGUCCUUGGGACUCUCGUGGACCGUGAGGAGCCUCCCUCUAGCCCAGUGCUAGCCGUAACUCCUCCCCGUGACCUGUCCCCUGUCUAGCUCCUGGGUGUGGGGACUCCUCCUUCUGGUGAGAGCUCAUCAUCUGGUGGAGGUGGAAUCAGAGUCCCGGGUGGGGAGGCGAUAGAAGAUCGUGACUGCAUUCUCCAUUUGGGCUAUUCAAUCUCCCUUCCCCACCAUGGCGGUGGAAGAUCCGAGGAGCCCACGGGAAACAGACUGGGAGGACAAACGCGGAGAUGGGCUGGACACACCGUUCAGGGCCCGUGGGGAUUGGGGGGGGGUUGUCCCUCGGGACGCCUCGCCCCGCCCCCUCGCAGCCCUCGCCCCGCCCGCUCUCCUCCACCUUGUCCCUCCCUCUCUCCCUCUCUCCCUCCUCCUCCUUCUCCUCCGGACUCCCGAAUCCCGCGCCGCUAAGUUUCUUCGCUCGGGACCGUGCACGGAGCCGGGGCCCGCAGCGAGCGGUGUCCCCGCGCGCACAGACCCGGGGCCGGAAUCCGGCCCCCACCGAGACAUGCUAUGCGGUUUCUGGAGGAGGUGCCGCCCCUUGCCCGAGGAGCCUUCGGUGUCAGCCCAGGUCGUGGCGCCCCUCGCGCUCCCAUCCUCGCCCGAGCCGCCGGACUGCGGCACCAAGAGGCCUGGGCUGCGGGCGCUGAAGAAGAUGGGUUUGACAGAGGAUGAAGACGUCCUAGCCAUGCUGAGGGGCUCCCGUCUCUGCAAGAUCCGCUCGCGCACGUGGCAAAAGGAGCGGCUGUACCGGCUGCAAGAGGAUGGGAUGAGCGUGUGGUUCCAGCGGCGCAUCCCGCACGCACCGUCCAAGCACAUCUUCUUCGUGCAGCACAUCGAGGCGGUCCGAGAGGGCCACCAGUCCGAAGGCCUGCAGCGCUUCGGGGGCGCCUUCUCGCCGGCGCGGUGCCUCACCAUUGUUUUCAAGGGCCGGCGCAAGAACCUGGACCUGGCGGCGCCCACGGCCGAGGAGGCGCAGUGCUGGGUGCGCGGCCUGGCCAAGCUGCGCGCUCGCCUCCACGCCAUGAGCCAGCGCGAGCGGCUGGACCACUGGAUCCACUCCUAUCUGCACCGUGCAGACUCCAACCAGGAUAGUAAGAUGAGCUUCAAGGAGAUCAAGAGCCUGCUUAGGAUGGUCAACGUGGACAUGAAUGACAUAUAUGCCUACCAACUCUUCAAGGAGUGUGACCAUUCCAAUGAUGAGCGGCUAGAGGGGGCUGAGAUUGAAGAGUUCCUGCGGCGCCUGCUGAAACGCCCAGAGUUGGAGGAGAUCUUUCGCAAGUACUCGGGGGAGGACCAAGUGCUGAGCACCUCGGAGCUGUUGGAGUUCCUGGAGGACCAGGGCGAGGAUGGUGCCACUCUGGCCCAUGCCCAGCAGCUCAUCCAGGCUUAUGAGCUCAAUGAAACAGCCAAGCAACAUGAGCUGAUGACACUGGAUGGCUUCAUGAUGUACCUGUUGUCGCCUGAGGGGGCUGCCCUGAAUUCAGCCCACAUGUGUGUGUUCCAGGACAUGGGCCAGCCCCUCGCCCACUACUUCAUCUCUUCCUCUCACAACACCUAUCUGACUGACUCUCAGAUUGGGGGGCUCAGCAGCACGGAGGCCUACAUUAGGGCUUUUGCCCAGGGCUGCCGUUGUGUGGAGCUGGACUGUUGGGAAGGGCCGGGAGGGGAGCCGGUCAUCUACCACGGCCACACCUUCACCUCCAAGAUCCUCUUCCGAGAUGUGAUCCAAGCUGUACGUGACCACGCCUUCCAGUUGUCCCCAUACCCUGUCAUCUUGUCCCUUGAGAACCACUGUGGGCUGGAACAGCAGGCUGUCAUGGCCCACCACCUUCGAACCAUCCUGGGAGACAUGCUGGUGACACAAGCACUGGGCUCCCAGAACCCUAAAGAGCUACCAUCUCCAGAGCAGCUGAAGGGCCGAGUCCUGGUUAAGGGGAAGAAGCUGCCAGCUAGGCAUGAGGAUGGCCGAAUCUUAUCCGACAGGGAGGACGAGGAGGAGGAGGAAGAGGCAGCAGUAGAUUUGGAGGUUGCAGAGCAGAGGCGGCAAGCCAAGCAGAUCUCCCCGGAGCUGUCGGCCCUGGCUGUGUACUGCUGCGCCACCCGCCUGCGGACUCUGCAUCCCAACCCCGGUGGCCCCCAGCCCUGCCAGGUCAGCUCCCUCAGCGAGCGAAGGGCCAGGAAGUUCAUCCGGGAGGCAGGGAACAGUUUUGUCAGGCACAAUGCUCAGCAGCUGACCCGCGUGUACCCGCUGGGGCUGCGGAUGAACUCUGCCAACUACAACCCCCAGGAGAUGUGGAACUCCGGCUGUCAGCUGGUUGCCCUGAACUUUCAGACACCAGGUUAUGAGAUGGACCUCAAUGCAGGACGCUUCCUCAUCAACGGGCAGUGUGGCUACAUCCUGAAACCUGCCUGCCUGCGACAACCUGACACAACCUUUGACCCCGAGUGUCCGGGACCUCCCAGAACCACUCUAACAGUCCAGGUGUUAACAGCCCAACAGCUGCCCAAGCUGAAUGCUGAGAGGCGCAGUUCCAUCGUGGACCCCCUGGUGCGCGUGGAGAUACACGGGGUGCCUGCAGACUGUGCUCAAAAGGAGACUGACUAUGUUCUCAAUAAUGGUUUCAACCCCCACUGGGGGCAGACCCUGCAGUUCCAGAUACGGGCUCCAGAGCUGGUGCUGGUCCGGUUUGUGGUAGAAGAUUAUGAUAUCACCUCUCCCAAUGACUUUGUGGGCCAGUUUACACUGCCUCUCCACAGCCUCAAGCAAGGCCCCGAUUCCUUGCUGUCCUCUCCACAGGGUACCGCCACAUCCACCUGCUUUCUAAGGAUGGGGCCUCGCUGUCUCCAGCCACACUUUUCGUCCACAUCCGCAUCAGGCACUCCUGAGGAGCUGGGAGGAGCCGUGGGUGCCGGUCUGCAUCACCUCAGAGCUCUCUGGUCCUUUGUGUCCCUCCUCCAUCCUGCUCUCCAGGUGCCCGCCUCAUCUGGGUACUGAGUGCUGCUCAGCCCCUCCCUGUGGACUGGGUCCUGUCAUGCCCUCACUGGACUUCAGUGGGCUCCAACCCUGAGGUCUUGAGGUGGCCCCAGCUCCCCUGGUCUUCAACCCAACCCCUCAUGGUGUUGGGCCAGACUUGGGGAGGAGGACACCUGUCCCUCCGCCCCCUCGUGACGUCUCCCAGCCUCCUUCCUCAAAAGGGGCGUAGCACCCACACUCCAUCCAGGGCAUUAGCAGGCCCUUAAAGCCCUCCUUCUCUCCAGGCAUUCCUCCCUUGCUCCCUUCCCCUUCCUGUCUCAGAAAAGGAAUGACGAGGUGGGAACUCUGGGGAAACCUGGCAGGUUUGUAACUUGUGUCAUAGAAGAACCCUGAAAGGGUAGAAGAGUUUAUUUUUCAAAAAUAAAGAACUGGUUUACUUUA
Messenger RNA from Jaculus jaculus (lesser Egyptian jerboa), 4518 nucleotides. RefSeq names its product phospholipase C delta 3 (gene Plcd3). Bases 1276 to 4098 code for a protein of 940 amino acids. Gene Ontology annotation, molecular function: phosphatidylinositol-4,5-bisphosphate phospholipase C activity. Gene Ontology annotation, biological process: lipid metabolic process; intracellular signal transduction. The record is from RefSeq and is a predicted model, not a curated record. Lineage: Eukaryota; Metazoa; Chordata; Mammalia; Rodentia; Dipodidae. The transcript has 15 exons.